This is a messenger RNA of Polyodon spathula (Mississippi paddlefish), 2214 nucleotides long. RefSeq names its product fucose-1-phosphate guanylyltransferase (gene fpgt). Bases 245 to 2032 code for a protein of 595 amino acids. The transcript has 4 exons. NCBI's taxonomy places the organism in Eukaryota, Metazoa, Chordata, Actinopteri, Acipenseriformes, Polyodontidae. Gene Ontology annotation, molecular function: transferase activity, transferring phosphorus-containing groups. The record is from RefSeq and is a predicted model, not a curated record.
UGACCCGCAUAAAGAUGUCUUCCGUGACACACGUAAUGUGAGUGCAGUUUACGUUAUUAAAAUCAACCACACUUUAGUGUACAUUGGAAAUCAAGUAACUUUAAUAAUCUAAUGAGCUUCUUUACAGCUGUUAAUGUCAUAUAAACUGUAGCUCGAUAUUUAAAAAAAAAACAUAUUUUACCCUCACAAAAAUGGCUGCCGGUACUCUUUUCAGCAGCUUCCUGGUUUAUUUUGUAAUCUCGACAUGAUGAGUGAGCACCACAUAUCUCCAGACGUCCCUUUGCAAAAAGCUACCAAGGGAAAACUUGACAAGUUUGAAACAAUUAGAGGCAAGGCUGUACAGACUGGCGAAUUCUGGGACAUAGUUGUUAUCACAGCAGCCGAUAAAAAGCAGAAACUGGCCUAUGAGCAACAAAUAGCUGAAAAACUAAGAAGGAAGGAACUUCCACUCUGGGUUAAAUAUCAUGUGUUUGCUGACCCCCCGGGAGUUAAAAUAGGCAAUGGCGGGUCCACAUUGUAUUCCAUUCAGCACCUGCAAGAGCAGUAUGAUGACAAGUUAAGCACAUUUAGAACCCUUCUAAUCCAUGCAGGGGGGUAUAGUCAACGAUUGCCUAGUGCAAGUGCACUGGGAAAAAUCUUCACAACCCUUCCGCUUGGAGACCCUGUGUACCAAAUGCUGGAGCUCAAACUGGUUAUGUACAUCGAUUUUCCUUCACACAUGGAGCCUGGAGUUCUGGUGACCUGUGCUGAUGAUAUAGAACUUUAUUGCAUAAAAGAAAAUGAGACCAUUAGGUUUGAUAGACCAGGUUUUACUGCUUUAGCCCACCCCUCUUCACUUUCCAUUGGAACCACGCAUGGAGUAUUUGUUUUGGAACCAAAAGCAGAGUCGGAGUAUGGCAUGCUAGAGUACAGGUCGUGUCACAGUUUUCUGCAUAAGCCGAACAUUAAGACAAUGUACAUCAGUGGGGCAGUGUGCAAAAAGGUGAAGCAUUUCCCACGUUCAUUUGGUGAAGUAGGUGAUAACAGUGCUGGUGAGUUUGUUUACACUGAUAGCACUUAUUACAUUGACCAUCCGACUGCAAAACGGUUGCUGGUGCUGUUUAAAGAAAUCGGGCCCCUUGAUUGUGAAAUAGACGCAUAUGGUGACUUUCUCCAGGCACUGGGGCCAGGGGCUACUUCAGCAUAUACCAGAAACACAGCUAAUGUCACUAAAGAAGAUGCAAAACUAGUUGAAGUAAGAGAGAAGAUAUUCUUUCUCCUUAAAGGAACGCCGCUUAAUGUAAUUGUCCUAAACAACUCCAAAUUCUACCACAUUGGCACUACCCAAGAGUAUCUCUUUCAUUUCACAGCAGAUCUGAAUCUAAGGGCUGAACUCGGUCUGCUUUCUGAGGCUUUUAGCAUCUGUCCCACUGAUGCUGCUCUGAAUGUCUCCGCUUGUGUUAUUCACAGCCUUGUGGAUCCAAGUUGUACUGUUGCUCCAGGCACAGUGGUUGAAUACUCCAUACUUGGUCCUAAUGUUACUGUAAGUAGAAACAGUAUCAUCAGUGGCUGUUGGAUAUCUGGCAACACACACAUCCCGUCAAACACCUUUAUGCAUUCAUUGAGUGUGAAUGUGAAUGGAGGCACAAAGUUUGCGACUGUAGUAUUAGGCAUAGAUGACAAUCUGAAGAAAAGCGUUGCAUCAAUAGCGGAUAUCAUCGAUCUUCAGUUUUUUGGAACAAGCCUACUGACAUGUGUUGACCUCUGGGGUCUGUCUGCUUCUGACCUGGUCUCAUCAGUUGACAGAUCCAGGAUUAGUUUAUGGAAUGCCAGAAUUUUUCCAGCGUUCCCUGAUUUGCAGAGCUCGGUUACAGCAUCUCUGAAAAUGCUUGAAGCUUUGUACAGCAAGUCCAGCUACAAACUUCCCAAGGAAGUUCAGUUGCUUUCCUUGCAGACAAUUCUUAAUCACAAGGACAUUGGGGAAAUGCUUAAAUUCAGACAACAUCUUUACGAAGAAAUAAGCAGGCAUAGAUUGAAGAACAAUCCUAAGUGAGCUAAAGAUGAGAAUGCUGAAAAGAACUACAGAUUGUUGAAUGACUCGCCAGUCUGAUUAAUUGCAGCGAGUUACAAGUAAACAUAUGCUUGAACGAUUUGUAUGACUAUAUCAAUAAACUGCACCAAGUUGACGGCUAUGUAAAUAAAACAAGGAAAUCUGCCUAUGAAUAAUUUUUCUCU